GUCUUAUCGGCGCGACUGAAACGUAAAGCGUACAACAGCGGCCUGUGUUAGCACUUGAGCGCUGUAAUUUUUCUCUUUGGUGGGGGAUUUGUCUCUACAAUCCGUCACCAUCAUGAAACUAGUCAGGUUUUUGAUGAAACUCAGCCAUGAGACGGUCACCAUUGAACUGAAGAAUGGCACCCAGGUCCACGGCACCAUCACAGGUGUUGAUGUGAGCAUGAACACCCACCUGAAGGCGGUGAAAAUGACCCUGAAAAACAGGGAGCCCACUCAGCUGGAAUCUCUGAGUAUCCGUGGCAACAAUAUUCGCUACUUUAUCCUUCCCGACAGCCUCCCAUUGGACACCUUGCUCGUUGACAUUGAGCCAAAGAUCAAGUCCAAGAAGAGGGAAGCAGUGGCUGGACGAGGACGAGGCAGAGGACGAGGACGUGGUAGAGGAAGGGGACGAGGCCGCGGCGGUCCGAGGAGAUGAUCACCAGGCCGCACGUUUGCUGGCCACCACCCCACUGUUUGUACAGGAUUUUUUUUUCUUUUGUCAGAGGAAACAUUUUGUGAAUUUCCAUGUGUUUUUGUCCAAGUUUUUUCCCCCUUAUUUUGUACAUUAAAAUCCUUAUGAAAAGGA
Molecule: messenger RNA, 622 nt
Organism: Chelmon rostratus (copperband butterflyfish)
Lineage: Eukaryota; Metazoa; Chordata; Actinopteri; Chaetodontiformes; Chaetodontidae
Gene: snrpd1
Product: small nuclear ribonucleoprotein D1 polypeptide
Exons: 4
Coding region: 113-472 (119 amino acids)
Biological process (GO): spliceosomal snRNP assembly; RNA processing
Cellular component (GO): precatalytic spliceosome; U4 snRNP; commitment complex
Molecular function (GO): RNA binding
Source: RefSeq, a predicted model, not a curated record